This is a messenger RNA of Lepisosteus oculatus (spotted gar), 2095 nucleotides long. RefSeq names its product coronin 6 (gene coro6). The record is from RefSeq and is a predicted model, not a curated record. Gene Ontology annotation, biological process: cell migration; actin filament organization. Gene Ontology annotation, molecular function: actin filament binding. Lineage: Eukaryota; Metazoa; Chordata; Actinopteri; Semionotiformes; Lepisosteidae.
CCGUGGGCUCCCGCACGGCCGCGUGCGCCUCCUCGCGCACCUGCCGCGUGCUGCGGCGCGCGGACUCCGCAGUCUGGGACUCGGGUCUAUUUCCGACCACAGGGAGAGAGAGAGCGCGCGGCGAGCUGCUGCUGCUAAAAAGGAUCGCUGUGUCCCCCCUUCGUCCUCCUCCUCCCGCCUCUCUCUCUCUCUCUGCGUGACAGCCCCCCAGUCCUGGACAACAUCACGCUGCUACAGCGGUCUGUUAAAGGUGCAGGCAGGACGCACAUCGAGGACCAAAUUCGCCGGAGGUGAACCAGGGGGUUUGCGCGUUUCGGGGAAAGCGGGACGAACCCAGGAAGACACUGCCCGGGAGCGCGAGGAGAGGCACCAGCCCCGAGCCGAGCCAUGAGCCGCAGGGUCGUCCGACAGAGCAAGUUCCGCCAUGUGUUUGGACAGGCGGUCAAAGCCGACCAGAUGUACGAGGAUAUCCGCGUGUCCAAGGUGACGUGGGACAGCUCGUUCUGCGCCGUGAACCCCAAGUUCCUGGCCAUCAUCGUGGAGUCCAGCGGGGGGGGCGCCUUCCUCGUCCUGCCCCUCUCCAAGACAGGCCGUGUGGACAAGAACUACCCGCUGGUGGUGGGUCACACGGGACCGGUGCUCGACAUCGACUGGUGCCCUCACGACGACAACAUCCUGGCCAGCUGCUCCGAGGACUGCACUGCCAUGGUGUGGCAGAUCCCUGACCACGCGCCGGUGCGGCCCCUGACGGAGCCCAUCGUCACGCUGGAGGGGCACUCCAAGAGAGUGGGCAUCGUGUCGUGGCACCCCACUGCCCGCAACAUCCUCUUGACUGCAGGCAGUGACAAUUUGAUCAUAAUCUGGAACGUGGGGACAGGGGAGCCCCUCAUUUCCCUGGAUGACCACCCCGACCUCAUUUACAACAUCAGCUGGAACCGCAACGGCAGCCUGCUCUGCACCACCUGCAAAGACAAGAAGGUCCGCGUCAUCGACCCGCGCAAGAGGGAGGUGAUCGCGGAGAGGGAGCGGGCGCACGAGGGCUCUCGGCCAAUGAGAGCGCUGUUUCUGUGCGACGGGAAGGUCAUCACGACGGGGUUCAGCCGGAUGAGCGAGAGGCAGCUGGCCCUCUGGGACCCGGCGAAUUUCGAGGAGCCCAUUGCCCUGCAGGAGAUGGACACCAGCAAUGGAGUGCUGCUGCCGUUCUACGACGCCGACACCAACAUCGUCUACCUGUGUGGGAAGGGGGACAGCAGUAUCCGGUACUUUGAGAUCACCGACGAGCCUCCCUACGUUCACUACCUCAGCACCUACAGCAGCAAGGAGCCUCAGAGGGGCAUGGGCUUCAUGCCCAAGAGAGGCCUGGACGUCAGCAAGUGUGAGAUUGCCAGGCUGUAUAAGCUGCACGAGAGGAAGUGUGAGCCCAUUAUGAUGACCGUUCCGAGGAAGUCGGACCUGUUCCAGGACGACCUGUACCCCGACACGGCGGGCCCGGAGCCGGCGCUGGAGGCCGAGGAGUGGCUGGAGGGGAAGGACGCGGAGCCCAUCCUGGUCUCCCUGCGCGACGGCUACGUGCCGGUGAAGAGCCGCGAGCUCAAGGUGGUGAGGAAGAACGUGCUGGAGAGCCGGCUGCCCCCGCGCCGCAGCAUGUCCUCCUGCGACGGCACGUUCCCGCCACAGCAGAUGAUGCUGGAGAAGCUGCUGGAGGAGAUUCAGGGCCUGAAGGCCGUGGUUCAGUCACAGGACAAGCGAAUCAGCGAUCUGGAGAACAAGCUCUCUAAAUUCACCAAUGGCACCGCCUAACCCGCCCCUGUCCCUGCUGCUCCCCAGUGUAGGACUGCUCUAUCGCCAGAGAUAGACCUCACCCCCCCCUGGGAUUCUCAGAGCCUCAGACCAACCCCCUGCCCAGCUCCGCCAUGCUGCAGUCCCCAAUACCCCUCCUCCCUCCAUCCUGCUGUCCCCUGGGGGCGUGGGCGUUCCCCCCCGUCUCCCCGAUUUGUCUCGCGCGCAGCUCAGGGGCGCCUGCGCCUCUGGCACUUCCAGUCGAGAGCAGAAAAAAAAAGAAUAUUGUAAAUAUAAAAACUGAAAGGAAAAAAAA